Drosophila bipectinata is the source of this 602-nucleotide messenger RNA. RefSeq names its product cap binding protein 20 (gene Cbp20). Gene Ontology annotation, biological process: mRNA cis splicing, via spliceosome. Gene Ontology annotation, molecular function: RNA cap binding. NCBI's taxonomy places the organism in Eukaryota, Metazoa, Arthropoda, Insecta, Diptera, Drosophilidae. The record is from RefSeq and is a predicted model, not a curated record. Gene Ontology annotation, cellular component: nuclear cap binding complex.
AUAAAAUUAUCGCUCAAUUGCCACCUCAAAAUAAGCGCUCGAAAUAUAGUUAACUAAAUUUCCAAGAAUAUGAGCAACUCCGUGGAUUUAAGCUCCUACCGGGACCAACAUUUCAAGGGCUCCCGUUCAGAACAAGAGAGAUCUCUUCGAGAAUCGACAACGCUAUAUGUGGGAAAUCUGAGCUUCUACACAACGGAAGAGCAAAUCCAUGAGCUGUUUUCCAGAUGCGGCGAUGUCCGGGUGAUCGUCAUGGGAUUGGACAAGUACAAGAAGACGCCAUGCGGCUUCUGCUUUGUGGAGUACUACACGCGUUCGGAGGCGGAAGCAGCCAUGAGGUUUGUAAACGGUACGCGACUGGAUGAUAGACUGAUUCGGGUGGACUGGGAUGCCGGCUUCAUUGAGGGCAGACAGUAUGGACGCGGCAAAACCGGCGGCCAGGUUCGAGACGAAUACCGCACAGACUACGACGCCGGGCGAGGCGGCUACGGCAAACUGUUGUCGCAAAAGAUCGCUCCCAACACCGAUAACCGCUAACUUAAGAUUUAUAAGAUAAAAGACUAAUCCCACAACUAGAUAUUAAAACACACACAUUUUAGAUAUAA